UCGGUCCAGGAAGAGCACAGUCAGCAUUGUUUCUGUUGUCAUUCUUUUCUACUAAAUAUACAUUAGUUGUUGGAUCUGUUGUUGUAUCAAGAUGUGGACCACCCUCAUGCCUUUCUUGACCAUCCUGGCAACCUCCGUUGUUGCUGCUGCUGAAGAGGGCACUUGCGAAAAUCCCUCUUCUGCUUCUUCAUCCGCUCUGCUCUAUGUGUCUCUUCUAUUUGCCUUUCCGACCGUCUUUUGGUUGGUGGCCUACUUGAUCCCCCAACUCCACAUGGCAUUUGGAUCGAUUCCCAAUCUCAAGGAAAAGUACAAUGCCGAAUGGGCAUUGGUCACGGGCGGUGGAUCGGGCAUUGGCAAAGCAUUGGCCUUUAAAUUGGCCAGUCAAGGAUUAAAUGUCGUCAUUGUGUCGCUCGAUGACAAAUUCCUCAAAGAAACCAUGGAAGCAUUGAAGGAACACUAUCCCAAACAACAAUUCAGGUCGGUCGGAUGUACAUUCAGUCCGGGAGUCGAUUACAUGAAACAAAUCGAUGAGGCUACCAAAGAUAUCGAUGUGCCCAUUAUUUUCAACAAUGCCGGAUUUAUUGUGACAGGGUUUUUGGAUCAAGCACCCAUUGGAAAACUACUCGCCAAUAUCGAAUGCAAUGCCACGGCGGGAGUCAAUGUGGCACAUUUCUUUGUCAAGAAAUUGGUUUCGUCCAAGAAAAAGGGAUGCAUCGUAUUCACUUCCAGUGUGGCGGGAUUCAUUCCGGCGCCCUUUGCUGCCAUGUACGCCGCCACCAAGGCGUUUGUAUCCCAAUUUGCGGCUUGUUUGCACAUUGAAGUGGCCAGUCUUGGCAUUGAUGUGGUGGCGGUACAUCCAUCCCCGGUGGCAUCCAAUUUCUAUCAGAAUUUAGAUCACAAGGUGGAAAUGAUUGAAGCGGCGGCCAAAUCGGCAGUUCCACCGUCGGAAUUGCCAGAUGAUAUCUUUCGAAGUAUUGGACGGGCUGCAUUGAGGGAUCUAGGAGGACUGGCUUGGUCCAGUCGCAUGGGAACCUUUUGGGUGCCCUACAACUGUUUCACCCGAAUCUUUGCCAUUGCUGCUCCGUUCAUGGAGGAUUGGAAGCAGCACAACAAAAAUCGUUAA
Molecule: messenger RNA, 1123 nt
Organism: Seminavis robusta
Lineage: Eukaryota; Bacillariophyta; Bacillariophyceae; Naviculales; Naviculaceae
Source: the annotation of a GenBank genome assembly